This is a messenger RNA of Cimex lectularius (bed bug), 527 nucleotides long. RefSeq names its product probable DNA-directed RNA polymerases I and III subunit RPAC2 (gene l(2)37Cg). Gene Ontology annotation, molecular function: protein dimerization activity; DNA binding; DNA-directed RNA polymerase activity. NCBI's taxonomy places the organism in Eukaryota, Metazoa, Arthropoda, Insecta, Hemiptera, Cimicidae. Bases 157 to 471 code for a protein of 104 amino acids. The transcript is spliced from 4 exons. Gene Ontology annotation, cellular component: RNA polymerase III complex; RNA polymerase I complex. The record is from RefSeq and is a predicted model, not a curated record. Gene Ontology annotation, biological process: DNA-templated transcription.
UUUUUCCUGCCAAUUUAUAAUCUUAUUGUAAACAAAAUACAAACCCCUGUCGUCAGGAGUUCAGUGAAAAAGACAGUUUUAAUAAAAACAAAAUAAACAAUUUGCACGAUUUUAUAAAGGUAAUAACGAAAGACUAUUGAACAAAAGGAAAAGACCAUGAAGAUUGCCGAACUCGCUGGAGACGAGGGCACAGAAACGUCGAGGACGUUUGUCUUUUAUGACGAGGGGCACACAUUUGGCAACGUUCUUAGAUGUGUAAUCACAUCAUAUCCAGAAGUGACCUUCUGCGGUUAUACCGUCCCUCACCCUGCGGAGAUGAAGAUGCACCUGCGGAUCCAAACCAACGGCCCGAGGGCGAUAGACAUCUUACAGAAAGGGCUGCAAGAUCUGGACAAAAUGUGUGAUCACACACUGGGCAAGUUUGAUUCGGCAAUGGCAGUGUAUAAUGUUAACAAAAUGUCUAUAAAUUAAAAUAUAUUCUAUGUUUUAAAUUUUAUUUGUCAAUAAGUGUAUGUUCAAAUGUACAA